Molecule: messenger RNA, 6586 nt
Organism: Alosa alosa (allis shad)
Lineage: Eukaryota; Metazoa; Chordata; Actinopteri; Clupeiformes; Clupeidae
Gene: gramd1a
Product: GRAM domain containing 1A
Exons: 20
Coding region: 1863-4409 (848 amino acids)
Biological process (GO): intracellular sterol transport
Cellular component (GO): endoplasmic reticulum-plasma membrane contact site; plasma membrane; endoplasmic reticulum membrane
Molecular function (GO): sterol binding; sterol transfer activity
Source: RefSeq, a predicted model, not a curated record
AGGUUGAAUAGUGCUGAUCCUAGUCCUCUCGGAAAGAAAUGAGUUGUAAGCAGAAAUGCUGUCCAGUGAAGUGCUGGGCUACCUGUGGAGGUGGGAGCUGUGUGGGCGUUGUGUAGCAUGACUUGGCCGUCUGCAAUAUUGACUGCAUGUGUUGCCGGGUGCUGACCCGACUGCUUUGGCUGUGUUUGUUUGCCGUUCCUUAUGUACGUUUGGUAUCUGUUCCUUAGAGGGUUGUGCACCAUCAGUACUGUGCUGUUCCAAACAGACUAAUCAUAACCCCUUGCACAACUCUUGCGUCACAAAAACGAGACCACAAAGCCACAAUGUUUUGUUUGCUCUAGGGACGGACAGGGUGGCCUUUUUGGUGUAGAGUCACUGUUUGAUAUGUGUCCUCUUCUUUCCCCAGUUUUACUGACAUAGUUGGGGGAACAUGUGCCUGACCUCAGCUAAGAACAUCAUUUGGUUCAAGCUCUAGUUCUCACGGGAAGAUUCCUCACAGAUUGACAUAUUCUUCUCUGUAUUUAAAGGCUAUGCCUCUUUGGAUGUGGAAAGAGGAAGUUUUUAGACUCCAAGUUUUUAAUAGCUGCCAUUUAUCUGUGAGCGGGUGCAUAUUUCCAACAGUGGCCACUCUGAGAUUGUGUAAGAUGCACACCGAGGGGAGUCAGCUGCUGCCAUCUCCUGACCUCUUCUGUCUCGCCUCCAUUGGUUUAGACGUGACUCCCUAAAUCGAGCGGCAAAUUGACUGAUUGACUGAAAGGUCAUUUUGACUGUGCAGCAGUGGCGACCCCUCCCUCUGUGGGGCCCCGACAAACACCAAAACAUGUACCGUAUGCAUUUCCAUAUCGUUUUCCAGAGAAAACAUUAUAGAGCGUGUUUUGGUCUGCAUUUUAGUUAAAGCAUUUAACCUAUAAAUAAAGAGAAAAGAGUACAGUUUGAUAAGAUUGAAGAUUGCCCCCUAUUCGGCACCUGCUUGGGACCCUGCACACCUGUUAAAAUGCUGACAGGAUGGGGCUACAAACCUUCAGAAGGCGUUCUGAAGAGCACAAUCGAUUCAUGGCCAAUUGAUCUGCCUUCUCAACUGUUUGAUGAGUGACAUAAAUUGCUACUGGUCAGUUUUCUAAUUGCUCUUCUGGCAGUGAACUCCCUAACCUCAUUUGAGAUCCUCCUUAGUCUUCCUUUAUCACUCCUCCUCCAUCUUGGCCUUUAGACCGAGAUUAUAAGGGGGCCGUGCCCAGAGACCUCAGGAAAGCAGAUUACAGACGGACAGAGGCCCAACCACUCUGGAUUAUUAUUGUGGUGCUUUACAGUCUCUAAUCCAGAAAUGAGAGAUUGUGAGUUAAAGGGUUGGUUGGGUUGAUAGACUAGCCAGAAUGACAUGUUAAUUACGAUGCCAGAUUUGUUUUUAAUUCACCAUGUCAAAUACAUGGAAAUGUACAACAGGGUAGUUUGUAACUGUCAUUUUGGGCUGGUUCACGUGACUUGGUUUACUGGUCCAUGGGCUCUUUCUUGUUGUUCCUUGUGUUAUUAAUAUGCAUCUGAAUGCAAUAUGCAGUUGUAAGCAUCAUCACAGUAUAUGUGGCUCUCGUCCAGGCAGCGUGGUGUAAGGGAGGACUCCUUUCUUUCACACAGUAGAAUCCCCCUCCUCCCCCUCUCCAUCUCCCACCCUUAUCCCCUAUCUCCUCCCUCUUGCUGCGCUCGAGGUUGCAGCGUCAGUUAAUCACCGUGAAACAGACGUGGUUCCAAAAAAAGAACCUAGGUUAGGUGCACCUCGUUUUGGAGGAUGAUGGUUUUGGUGGGAUAUUCGCCAAGAUCGUGGAACUGAGAGCAGCCGCGGAUGAAGGACACGGAACGUAGGGAAGUGAAUGCGCUUGCAGCCCAGGCUAAGCGGCCAUCUGACCACUCCGUUUUAUCGGCGUAGCGCUGUUACUGUUAUCCAUCGUGCCAUAUUCGCAGCGUUUAUCGGCGUGGGUGUUAUUUCGGAAAAACCUCAUGACAUGUUCGAUACGGCCAGUAACUCUCCACGCAGCACCCCGGGCAGCUCUCCCUCCCUGCGCAGGCGCGUGUUGGGGGGGCGUGCCAGUGAGGGUGAGGGUUCCACAGAAAGGGGGGGCGGCGGGGGGGCCGACAGCCCGCAGCCCCCCACCCCGUCGGCGUCCUCCACCUCCUCCUACCCUCUCUCCACGUCCUCCCGACAUUUCUCCCGCAAUACUAAGAAAAUGCAGAGCUGGUACAAUGUACUGAGCCCCACAUAUAAGCAAAGGAAUGAAGAUUUCCGGAAAAUCUUCAAAAAGCUGCCUGACACAGAGCGCCUCAUUGUCGAUUACUCCUGCGCAUUGCAAAAGGACAUUCUGCUGCAGGGUCGUCUCUACUUGUCAGAGAACUGGCUCUGUUUCUAUAGUAACAUCUUCAGAUGGGAAACCACUAUCACCAUCCUGCUGAAAGACGUGACCACCCUGACGAAGGAGAAAACGGCCAAGCUCAUCCCCAACGCCAUUCAGAUCAGCACUGAACACGAGAAGCACUUCCUCACAUCGUUUGGGGCGAGGGAUCGGAGCUACAUGAUGAUCUUCAGGCUGUGGCAGAAUGCGCUGAUGGACAAGACGCUCUCUCCCAAGGAGAUGUGGCACAUAGUACACCAGUGCUAUGGCACAGAGCUGGGCCUGACCAGUGAGGAUGACGACUACGUCUCCCCCACGGCUGAGCACAUCAACGGCAUGCUGCCAGUUGAGGAGUCCGUAUCUGUAUCUGACUUGCUGGAUUUAGCGGCGGUCCCCAUCUCUCCACUGGCAUCCCCCCCCCUGCCUGCCUCUGCCUCUGUCUCUGCCCUGCCCCCGAGCAGUCCUCCUGCAUCAGGGUCCUCACCGUCCUCAUCCUCGGGGCUGCCCGUGGAUGUGCCUGCCGCCGGCGGCCGGCCUGGUGCCAGGGGCAGCUUCAGCGAGGCGCCGGAGCCCAGCCCCCCCAGCUCCCAGAGCUCACUGCCCUCCACUACGCCCCCCACAUUCACAGGGGGCGCGUCUGCCUCCACAUCCGCAAAUCUGGAGGAGUGUGGUGGGGAGACGCUGUCUGAGUCAACCAAUAAUCUCGCACCUCCUCCAACUCCUCACAACCUGUCCUCGCUGGACAUCACCAAUGACGACGAGCUUCCCACAGACCCCAGCAACUCCUCAGACACACAGGAAGAGAGAGAAUGGUCUGUGGUCUCUUCAGGUGAGGUGGAGGCGCUCUGCGCUGACCUCGCCGGCCGGCUGCACAUCAACACAGUGGUGCACAUGAGUGUGGACAAGCUGCACGACCUGCUCUUCUCCGGAGACACACACUUCAUCCAGCACCUCUUCUCCCAGCGCCACUUCACAGAUCUGAAUGUGCGUGACUGGCAGCAGGAUGCUACUGCUGGGACCUCCACCCGCGUGCUGAGCUACACCAUCGCCAUCAACAACCCACUGGGCCCCAAAACAGCACCUGUGGUGGAGACGCAGACUCUCCACAAGAGCAGUGCGAGGGGUGAGUGCUAUGUGGUGGACUCGGAGGUCAUCACCUCGGGCAUCCCAUACCAGGACUACUUUUACACUGUACACCGCUACUGCCUCACCUCCGUCAACAAGCACAAGAGCAGGCUACGGGUUUCCUCAGACAUCUGCUACAGGAAGCAGCCAUGGAGCCUGGUGAAAGCCCUCAUCGAAAAGAACACAUGGAGUGGCAUCGAAGAUUACUACAGACACAUGGAGGUGGAAGUGUGCAAGCUGGAGACCCUGCUGCAGUCCGAGGUUACCGUGGUAACGGCGAGCGAGGCGGCAGCGGCGGCGGCCGACUCAGCCAAGACGCCCCCUGCGCUGCGGCGGCGCAAGCGCAACCUGUCGCGGCGUGCCGGGGAGCGGGAGGCGGCGGCCGCGGCGGCCGGUGGCGGCGGAGGAGCGGCGGGCGAGCGGGCCGAGCGGGGCAUGGCGGGCGAGAGAGAGCGGCGGGAGACCGGUGGCGUGUUUCUGAAGCUCGGUGAGAGGGCACGUGGGGUGGGCAGUGGCAGCGGUAGCGGCAACAUCUCGACCGUGCUGCUCAUAGUCAGCUUCAUGAUCUGUGUCAGUCUGGUGGUGCUGGUGGCCCUGAACAUGCUGCUGUUCUAUAAGCUGUGGGCACUCGAGCGGGCGGCCCACACCCUGGAGACCUGGCACGCCUACUCGCUCACAGACAGCCCUCUUCCACAGUCGGCAGGGGAAUGGGCCCAGGUGCUGCAGCUGCAGAGGCAGUUCCACCAGGCGCAGCUGAGCAAGUGGCAGCAGAUCCUGCAGUCCUCCGUCACUCUACUGGACCAGAUGAAACAGUCACUGGAAAAGCUGCACAAAGGAAUCGUUCCGGAAGAGCCCCAGGAGGACAUCCCUGCGGACCCCCCCACAGAGACACUUCCAGAACACUGACCCUCUCCUACCCCCCUACUCCGGAGGACCUCACACACCCCCUCUGCCUAGACCCCCACCACUCAGCCUCCCAGUGUGCUGUUGGAGCCAGAAACACCACUGGGAGUGUAUGAGAGGCCCACGGACGGGGGCUGACUAUAUGUGUGUGUGUGAGGCGAGGAGAGGGGGCUGACUACAUGUGUGUGUGUGAGGCGAGGAGAGGGGGCUGACUACAUGUGUGUGUGUGAGGCGAGGAGAGGGGCUCAUCAUGCAUUAUGGGAAUUGAGAACGGAACGCAGUGUGGAAGAACACUCAAAAGAUCAGAUCUCCAUACAAAGGGCAACUGCGCACACAGAAAAAUUGAGCAAAUCGUCCAAGCAUUUCAACAUUUCAGUCCUCCCCAGACACACCCUCUGGUCGACUACAGCAAUAACUUCAUCAUUGACUUCUACCACAUCCAACCACAACAGAAAAAAGCUGGCUUUGAUCACUCAGACGGGCAAACAAGGAGUUUGUCACUUGUUUUUACUGGCCGCAAAGCAUCACCUCAGAAUGGUUCACUUUGGAACCUCUCGACUGAGCUGCACCUUGAGCCAUCUUCCUGUCUCUCUCUCUCUCUAUCUCUCUCUCUCCCUCUCUCUCUCUCUCUUUCUCUCUCCCUGUCUCUCUCUGCGGGCGUUUCCUGGAGAAGACUGCGCCCUCAUCAGACAGAGCUAAAGUGAUCUGAGCAGAGGGACGCUGACACCUGACCCCCCCAGUCGUGUCCCAGCCUACUAAACAGCAGAAGACUUAACUGCCUCCUGACUGCCCGUGCAACGCAGUCUGCUUCUCCCUCUCGUCUCCUCUCCACUUCACCUCUCCUCACGUCUUUGGUCACUGUUCUGUCCACCUUUUCUGAAGAUAUACAGUAUAUUAUGUGUAGUAGAGGACUACUUGAAAGACUGGGUAUUGACUGAGAGGGUGACCAGCACUCCUCUCAGGAGGUCAAAGUUUGCCUGCCAUCUGCAUGUUGGGGGUGGGAGGGGUUCAGUAGGCUAGAGAUGGUCACUAGUGGACCCUGUACUGCGUUUUACUUUUAUUUUGUUUUUUUGUUUGUUUUUUACUUUUUGGACUCUUUUGUCACCUCCAUACCUCCAGAGGUCAACCGUGUGUGUGUUUGUUUAUUAGUUAAAGUCUUUUUCAGACUAUAAGAGAACCAAGACUGAUGCUACUCUACAAAGUGUGUGUUUGUGCGUGUGUGUGUAUGUUUGGAACCAUACUGAAGAGCAAGUUUGUGUGUCUUGAUCCCUACACAGUAUUUAUUGUAGAGACUCUUGGACUGAGAAGCUCACUGUAACCCCAUGCGUAUGCGUAGUUUGUGCUGCACUCUGUGUUUGAGCUGUCAACAUGGACCAAGCGGGUGAGAGAAGGCCCAGAUGCUUCAGUCCCCAAAAGCAAUAAUGAAGAGGGACGCCAGACUGCAGAACACAAAAACAAAAUGGACAAAACUUGAAUGGGGUUUAGAAAGAGGCAACAGGCAAACUAGGGUGAGGCUAAUUGUUGUUCUUAUAUUGUUUGUUUGUUUGUUUGUUUCCCCAUUGUGUCUUGAAAUUCAUCAGUUUGUAUGUGUGUGUGUGUGUGUGUGUGUGUGUGUGUGUGUGUGUGUGUGUGUGCGAGUGUGUGUGUGGACGUGUGUAUGGAAUGGACUUCCUCCCAGUGUCUUUCAAGGAUGAGUGUUCAUCAUCCCUUUGCCUGCUGUUACUGGUCUACAGUAUCAGGUUGCUUAGAACUGUAUUAUUAUCAACCAGAACUUGAACUUUGGGGGGUUCCUGUAGACUCUACCAGCUGAACAUAGAUGCAGUCAUUAGCUGUUUGUUGUAGUUCACUGGGCUGGACGUUAAAGGACCAAGCAGAACUUGUGAGGCCCAGAUGAAGAAAAAGGGAACCUGUCACAGUAUUUGUGUUGCCGUGUUUUUAUUUUUGUUUUGGUCUUUUAUUGCAUUUCAUGCUUUUGUAUCUGAUGUGGUUUUUAGUAGUUGUUCUCACCCUUUAAUAUCUUUCUCUGUCUCACUCUUUUAACCAUCCUUUGGGUCUUAAAUAACUUAUCUUCCUCUCUCUCUCUACAUCACUCUUCUCUUCAUCCCUCUGUUUCCUCUCUCUACAUCACUCUCUUCUCUUCACCCCUCUCUUCCUCUCUCUCUACAUCACUCUCUUCUCUU